This is a messenger RNA of Plutella xylostella (diamondback moth), 1355 nucleotides long. RefSeq lists its product as uncharacterized. Gene Ontology annotation, biological process: proteolysis. The record is from RefSeq and is a predicted model, not a curated record. Gene Ontology annotation, molecular function: zinc ion binding; metallocarboxypeptidase activity. NCBI's taxonomy places the organism in Eukaryota, Metazoa, Arthropoda, Insecta, Lepidoptera, Plutellidae.
AUGAGAGCCACCAUGCAUCGCGCUCUGGUUUUUGUUCUACUGUUAGGCGUUGCCUAUGCGAAAUUUGAAAGUUAUGAGGGGACGUCAGUGUACGAAUUCAGCGUUAAGAAUGGAGCGGAAGCCAAGCUGAUGCAGCAGUUGGAGAAAGAGCUAGACCUGGACAUCUGGGCGCACCCCGGCCCAUCCCGGCCAGGCACCGUGCUAGUCCCAAAACAAAUGAAGGGAGAGUUCGAGUACAAACUGAAGUUUGCCGGCAUCCAACACAAAGUACAAGUGGACAACAUUAAAGAAUACAUGGAAUUAGAAGACAAAUUGCUGACAUCAGCUAGAAGCCAGAGGGCUAAUAUUACUGCAGCAGGUCUGUCUUUCGACAGGGUCUACACUUGGGAAGAUAUUGAUCAAUACCUGGACGUUCUGGGAGAGGCGUAUCCCGACACUGUCACUGUUGUGAACGGUGGAAGCAGCGUCGAACGCAGGCCGAUGAAAUAUUUGAAGAUAUCCACUACCAACUUCCAGGAUAAAAGCAAACCAGUGAUCUACAUGCAGUCUCUCCUCCACGCUCGCGAGUGGAUCACGCAGGCCGCCAGCUUGUACGCUAUCCACAGACUUGUCAUCGACGUCACUGAGAGGGACAUGCGCAAUGACUUCGACUGGAUCAUCGUGCCCGUCGCCAACCCUGACGGCUUUGUCCACACUCACGGGAUUAGUGGUACUUUCCGUUACUGGAGGAAGAACCGCUCCACGGACUACGGCCUGCUCUGCAUGGGGGUCGAUCUGAACAGGAACUUCGACGUCAUAUUCGGGACCGGCUCCAGUGACAACGUCUGCAGUGACACCUUCCACGGCGCUGGCCCCUUCUCCGAACCUGAGACUCAGGUCAUACGGGACAUCAUCGCAGAGCACAAGGACCGAAUGGAACUGUUCCUUGACAUACACAGUUUUGGCAGCUGGAUCCUCUACGGCUACGGAAAUGGAACACUCCCAGCCAACGCUUUGUACACCCAUUUGAUAGGAGUCCAGAUGGCUCAGGCCAUUGAUGCUGUGAAGAAGAGUUACAACCCCGACUACGUUGUCGGAAAUACUGCUUUGAUGCUGUACGAAGCCUCUGGUAGUGCGGCUGACUACGCCAUGUCCGUUGGAGUGCCGUUCUCCUACACUUACGAGUUGCCCGGGUUGAGAUUCGAUCCUGGCACCUUGUUUGGGUUCCUGGUCGACCCCGCGUUUAUUGAACAGGCUGGGUUUGAAACGUGGGAGGGAAUUAAGGUUGGCGCCAGGUACGCUCGCAACUCUUACAGGGCAAGGAAAGGUCUGCUGUAAAUGGGUUUGAUAAAUUAAAAUGUAAAAAAUUAUCAUCA